This is a messenger RNA of Coregonus clupeaformis (lake whitefish), 1575 nucleotides long. Its product is annotated as ribonuclease inhibitor-like. Gene Ontology annotation, molecular function: protein binding. The record is from RefSeq and is a predicted model, not a curated record. Bases 49 to 1365 code for a protein of 438 amino acids. Lineage: Eukaryota; Metazoa; Chordata; Actinopteri; Salmoniformes; Salmonidae. The transcript has 7 exons.
UAACCUCAGCCAUAUCAACAUGGAAAGACCAGGACCAGAGCUGUGCUGAUGGGUCCUCACAGCCAGCCACUUGUGUUGAGACUCACCAGUUGUGAUCUCAAAGAUGACAUUUGUGAAACCGUUGCCUCGGCUCUCCAGGCAGCUGGCUCAUGUCUGACAGAGCUGGAUCUCAGCUACAACAAACUGACAGACACAGGGGUGAAGCAGAUCUCCAGUGGUCUUAUGAGUCCACACUGUAACCUGAAGAUACUGAGACUGACUGGUUGUGGGGUUACAGAGGAGUCCUGUGGAAGUUUGUCCUCUGCUAUAGCAGUCUGUCAGCUCGAGGAGCUACGUCUGGGCUGCAACAAACUGGGAGACUCUGGAGUAAAGCUGCUGUCUGCUGGACUGAUGGAUCCACACUGUCAGAUACAGACUCUGGGGCUAAGGGAGUGUAAUCUCUCCAGACGUUCCUGUGUCUCCCUGGCUCCUGUCCUGUGGUCAUACUCAGUACUGAGAGAGCUGGACCUGAGAGACAACAGCCUGUGGUACUCUGGAAUGAGGCUCCUCUCUGCUGGACUGAGGAACCCCAAUUGUGCCUUACAGACUCUUAGGCUUUCUGGUUGUCUAGUCACAGAGAAAGGCUGUACGUUUCUUGCCUCUGCUCUGGAGUCAAAUCCCUCCCACCUGAAAGAACUGGACCUGAGCUUCAAUCACCCAGGAGACUCCGGAGUGAAGCUGCUCUCUGCUAGACUGGAGGAUCCACACUGUAGACUGGAGAAACUCAGUUUGGACCAUGGUGGAGAGUCCAGAAUCAAACCAGGCCUGAGGAAAUAUGCCUGCCAGCUCAAGCUGAACGAUAUGUCAGCAGAUAGUGACCUGACUCUGUCCGAGGACAACACGAGGGUGGUGAGGAGAACGCAGGUUAACCGAUAUCCUCAUUUGGAUUUCUCGGAUUCAGAUGACUCAGAUCGGACAGAAGAGUUGGAUAAGUGGGCCAAAGUACGCUGCAUGGAGCCACUGUCUGAUGGCCGUUUCUACUGGCAGGUUGAAUGGACUGGCUGGGUUGACAUUGGGGUGACAUAUACAUCCAGAUCGGUUACUGAGGCGAAGAGGUCUUGGGGGCUUUUCUGCUGCAAUGAACAGUACACAUUUAUUCAUAAUAUCAGGUUCUCAGUUGUGCCAGUACCCAGGCCGGACCCAAAGUGUAUAGGAGUGUAUCUCGACUUUCCGGCUGGCGCUCUGUCCUUUUACAGCGUCUCCUCUGGUACACUGACCCACCUGUACACAUUCCACACCACGUUCACUGAGCCCCUUUACCCUCAGUUCAAAAUCAUGUGUGAUGAGAGGGAGAUAUUUGGCUCAGUUAAAAUCCAAACUCUGUGAAUGAAAGCAGCCAUCACCAGAGUAACUGACAGACACAUUUUUUAUUAAUUUUAUUUCUGUAAUUAGAUUUAGUCUGUGUUUUUUGGGGGGAGAUUUUAAUUGAACUUUAUUGAUACCCAGGUGGGAAAUCGAAAUGGUAUAGUCACACAUUACAUACAUUGAUGAUGUAAAUAAUGAUUAAUGUCAAUAAAGUUUUGUAUGGAACUGAGA